UACCGAAAACCGCUGGGUGUCGAAUGUACUGCUCCUAUACAGAAGACGCCUGGAAACGGACAAAGAAUACAAUGAAAUUUUCUAUCGGGCAAGAUAGAUACCUCGCAGCUUAACCGAUAAAUAAAGCGUAGAAACACGGACAUUAGACACGAACCGUUCCGUCUUCAUCUCUCAUCCUACCAUUUCAGCAAAAGAAAGAUCAAAGUCUGAAAAUAGAAGAAACAGCAGCACAAUUUAGUUCUUAUUCGGAGGCAGUUGAUAUGAUCUUCUGUGACUGCGAGAAAAUUUCGCGGUACUAUUAAAUCCUUGAUGUGGACUUAAAUUUUUCUAGAUCGUGAAUAUAUAAGCAUAAAGGUACAACUGCUUUGUCCUCACUGUAAAAGAACAAAAUGGAAGAGUUACUUCGUGUCGGAGAAAAGCUCGGCAAGAGCAGUGCGGAAAAUCCGCUUGGCGCUAAUCCCGAUGCGAAUCGUUCGCCUUUCGAUUUCUUCGCAUCACAGGCCGCUCCACAACCAGCCGGCGGCGCGGCUUCCGCUCCAAAUGCAAUGCCUCCACAAGGUAGUACUAGUAGCUGUAAAGAGAUCAAAGAUGUCCUCUGUUGUAGCUGAGCUUCUCACACUCACUUACCCAUAAUGGUUACAUGAUAGAUGAAUACAGGUUCAUAUAAUUGCUAGUGGGUGCGUUUACAUCAUUCCGCUGGAAGGAUUCCAUCAUUGUUAUGAUCAUGGACAACAUGAUCAGGUAACAGCAACAACAACCCCCUCGUUGUGACAGCUCCAUGAAUCGCAAGAUCAAGAUCUACGGCUUCUGGUCGUUGAAUAAAUGAUAGCAUGAUUGAUAAUUGAGUGAGUACGUCGAUCAGCAACCAUUUGCCUCCACAUUGCAGGCAUGGGAGGUUUUAGCAAGGAAGAAAUGGAUAUGCUCUUCAGCGGAGCAAGCGCGGAAGACAUGCAGAACAUGUCUCCGGAGGAGAUUGAACAAUACAUGUUGCGCUACGAGAAGCUGAUUAUUAAGGCUGUGAUGUUACUGUCCGGAAAAUCUUAGGCAAGCUGCCGAAUAUAGUCGAAUCACGACCAAGGCUUUGAUGUUGUUUUUUCGAUAUGUGCCGAUAUCAUUUUACUGCUGCUUGACUCCACUCCUACGGUCUAACUUUAUAAUAGCCAUGCAUAGUCAUAGUGCUAGGAGGUAGAGGAGAUUAUAGGAGUACAGCAUAAUUGUAGCUGUAGUCCUAGGUGCACCUGCAAUCUCUAUUUCGUGGGCAGCUCUAAAAAGACGGAGAAACGCACAAAAGAAAUGCAUAAAGCGAACCUAAACAAAGUCGAUCACGAAGGUGGUGCGAUGGUCGAGCCGGAACCUGGUACCGAGAACUAAAGAAUCUGAGAGGCCUUGUCUUCCAGGAUAAGUUGCACGAGAGAACCAAGAUCAAACCUUUACCUUAUAUAAUAUGAGAAGGACUUACGUCAAGGUCGUGUUUCUCUGCGACUUCAUGAUCAAGCGCUUAAGUCGUGGUUUUCUGCACACUUCUAAGUAAAAAGUUGAUAACUGAGACGUGUCAUCUUCGUCUUAAAUAUCACUCUCCUGCACGACAUAUUGUCCACACACUCAUGUUAGCAUCAGGUUUCGUGAUCAAGAGUGCCUUUCGUUCGGGCACGAAGCACGCGAAUGCGGGUCAGAAACUUUUUAUAAACGUUUGCAGUCACGACUUGGUAGAGCGACCUCAUAUGCACACAAUCGCCCCCGAUGACGGCUCUGAGGUGCAGGAGGGGAUGCGAAUUCCUGUAUCGGUGGGAGCUCCAAUCGAGGAUUUUGACAAGAAGAAUGUACAAACUUAUUGCUCUUGUCAAUCUUCAAAUUUUCUUGGUGACGGUGUGCUAUUACUAGGAACCUUUUGUUCCCUACUCAAUAAAUCUUCCUCAUUUUGUUCUAUGCGUGCUUCACGAGGCUUCCUCAUGUAUCGCCAUUUUCAGGAAAAAUGCAUCAACGUGGACGUCCUUGUGCACCCAGACGUUACGAAGAAGUGCGAGGAAGAAGCAGAGACAAAGCAUAGCGUGAUGGAGCUUGCCUUGAGUGCGGUGCAAUCGAAAUACAAGUGGAGUCUCGAUCCGCAAGUGAAAUUUCCGAAAAUCAAGUACAAAGGGCCAGUACAGUACCAGCGAAUACGAGUCACAAAGAAAAGCGAGAUACAGUUACGAAUCGGACUUGGAGUAGCUUGUGGGUACAGCUAGAUGAGGGAACCACCAGAAGACUACCCAUAAACUUUUCUUUUGAAGUAGGGCGGGGUCACCCGACAAUACUUCAUAACACACAAAAAUUUCUCCACCUAUGCACAAAAUUUAUGGCACUUCUACUUGUUGCGUCUACACACAACAUGAACAUGAUUCCUACUUCUAAUAGAGGAGGUCUCAGGGAGUUCCAAUGGCGGCGCGUCCGGGGACGACUCAGGCGCUGCUUCAUCGAAAACGGAAGAUGAUAUUGAGUUAGUAGAGAGACCGGAUUUUGAAAUUUGGUACUAUAAAUGUCACAAGUCCUCUCCGUCGUCGUCGUCAAGUAGUAGUAGUAGCGCUUCGCCGGGUUCUUCUUCGACUUCUGAAGGAGCAAGUAGUGCCUCUACUUCAUCAACAGACGAGGGAGAUCAAAGUCUUCAGGUGGCUGACGGAUCGAGUCCCUCAUCCUCCAGUAGUGUUUCUGGUGGCGGCUCUUCAUCGAGCACUAAAACUGGGUCAUGUUCGAGUGACAAUGCUGCUGCGGAGGAAAAGGAGAUUGGGGCUGUGGGGGACGACGACGACGUGAUUAACGGUUUUGAUCUAGCUUGUUACGACCAGCGACGAGAGAUCCGAGAGAACCUGAAGAAACGCGGGUGGCUCUCGACGGACCACAAAAGCGAAACCAAAGAAGCAUUUGAAAGGGAAAAGCAGGAAUUUUUGAGGAAUCUAGUUCGGAAUCGGAUAGCUGUAUAUCGUGUGAAGCUACCAAAAUUGCGGAGAAGCAACGUUCACAAAUAUGUGCAGGUGACGGUUAGCGACGAGGGUUUCCGGCUUUUCUUCCCAAGCUACGGGGGGCGGGGGGGCGGUGGUCAGCAAGAUUCAUCCGCUUAUGAGAUCAGCAGGAUACCAAUUUGUUUUUUUUUUUCUUUCGGUUUUGCCUUUCUUUGAAGAUAAGUGAUGGAUUGAAGAUAGAUCUUGUAGUUUCUCCCCCCAUUCUUCCCUUACACCAGAGCAUCUUUUCAUGAUUACUUGCAUCGUGCGUUCGCGCUGUAAGCAUUAUCUGAUCUUCUAAUGAAAGAUUGCUGCAGCGUAUUUGCCUCUCACGAUAUGGUUUCCGCGAGCAUUCUGCUCAUCGCAAGCAGAGGUUUUAUGGGACUCGAGUGAGAAAAUACUGGAAGUACGGCUUCCGACUGACGCAGAUGAGUCCUUGGACGCGCUAUUGGACGACGACCUUUUACACGAGGUCUUUUGAGGAUUUACAAUGUUUGCCCCAUUCGCAACUUGUGCACCCAACUCAGAUGGGUUUGUUUGAACGAAUUCCAAAGGCAAGGGUAAUGAAUUGAAGACACGUCGUCCUCGGGAAUCCAGUUUCUUUCUCUCCUCUAGACUUUUCUCUUGAUUGCCAUAUGAUUUUGAUAAGUUCAUAAGCGCGCAAAAGUGGUAAAGCAGAAAAUGAAGGUAGUCUAGAUGAGGCCACUGGCAACUUGCUUGCCGUUGCUAUGUGGGUGAGAGGAGCGACUGUGCUUCCACCUGCUUUUCCUAUCGAAUCUUCACGUACUACCCUUGGUUCGUCAUCUUUCCAUCUCAUUUGAUCUUGUUCGGGCAAAGCGAUCUAGUCACAAGGUCGACUCCUGAGAAACACAGAUUGCGGGUUAUAUCCUCUAGAUUGUGGGUUAUAUCCUCUCCUGUCGUAUCAUCUCCUUGUCGGAUGAUCUGUUCGUUUCAUCCAUCAGAUCUAAGCUAUGCUGUAAUUUUUUUGUAAGAAUUUGAUUGUGCGUUGCGUUUUGAUUGUUUUUGUUAAAUUUGAAGUUGAACUCUAUUGAAAUAGGUCGAAUUUUUCUACUUUCCACUAAUACAAUACUUACUUACUCGUGUUUCCCUCUAUUUUAAGGUGUAUCCCUUCAUGCAAUACAAUACUUACUCUUACUUACUCAUCAACGUUGAACGAACAGGAAUACUUACAGAUAACUAAGUGUACACAACUACUUGCACGAUUGUUCUUUUGAAUCAUCGACAGUCUAUUUUCACCAGGAUAAGAUUUUUCAAGGGAGCAGCACUUCCUGCAGGCACAUUAUCCUGCGGCAUUGUAGCUGUAUACGUCUCGUGGUCUCUGCAGGCACGCGGUGUCAAGGUUGCAACUUUGGGCACUACGGAACCUAUACAACAGGAAAAAGAACAACAUCAAUUUGAUAGCCAUCAGAGGCAGAGGCGGAUCUAGCACCCACGAGUUUCCUAGAGAAGGAAGAAUUGGCUAUGACGUCAAACGUGGAGGAGGAGAUAAGAGUGCUCGCGAGUGUGUUAUCGUCGGAAAAAGGUGCUGGUUGCCGAUGUAGCGGUGGCGAACAAGGGGAGAGCGGCUCAGGAGGAGGACGUAUCCUCGAUACGUUCUUGACGCGGUCGUGUCUUGGCGAAGCGUCUACACGUUGGUUGGCGGGUACAAGCCAGUCUUUACGCCAGCACGCGAU
Messenger RNA from Amoebophrya sp. A25, 4669 nucleotides. The record is from the annotation of a GenBank genome assembly. Lineage: Eukaryota; Dinophyceae; Syndiniales; Amoebophryaceae.